AUGGAAUCCAUCACGGAAUCAUCAAAGCCUCCUUCUCAUGUUUCUAACCCACGUAAGCCUUCUCUCUCCCCCUCAUUUUCCUUCCCUAUUCGAGCCCCUCUCACUCUAGACGACGAUAGUUCUGAUUUUGAACCAAACGACAAUGAAUUUGGCAACACCAGUAGCAGCGAAGACAGUGGGAAUGAGUCCGAAACGACAUCGGAGAGGCCUGGUAGGCCUUUUGUUGCCCAUUCAUACGACAACAAAAGCUUAGAGAGUGGUUCCGAAGGUGAAACCGAAAAUCAAAAUCCUAAGUGGGUUAGGCCCAUUGCUAAGCUUUCUUGGGAUGAUGAUGAUGAUGGUAGUGAUUUGGUGGGUAGUGAAGUGGAAUAUGGAGAUUCUUUGUUUGAGAGUAUUGGGGUUGUGGAGAAGAUUGGUAUUGCACCAAGAAUUAAGGUUUUGGGGGCUGAAGAAGAAGAAGAAGAAGAAGAAGAAAAGGGUGUUGAUGAAAAUGGUUUUAUGGGAUUUGAAGAAGGUGAUAAGUUUGAGGACUUUAAUGUUGUUGUCGUUAAUGAAGAUUCUAAUGGUUCGGAGUUGCUAAAGGAAGAAAAGGGUGUUGAAGAUUGUUGUCCAAAAGAAGAUUGUUAUGCAGUGGAAGAAGAACCUGUGGUUUGUCAAAGCAGAAACGACAACAGUCUUAGUCUUGACAUUGAUGUGAUGCUUGAGAGGGAAAUGAAUACGGAUAUUGGUUUAGAUCGUGCCGAGGAUAAGUCGGUCGAUGAUGUCGUUGAAUUCGUUGGAGAUGAGCAUGAUUUUAGGAGGUUUGAGAUGUCUAAGCAAGCUGAGGAGCCUGCGGAGACGGGUAAGUGUGAUUUUUCGGAAGUAAUUGAGGUUGAUGGAUAUGAAAACGCGCUGUAUAGUGAUUCUAGCUUGGAUCACAGUGUAAAACUAGGAGCAGAUUUUGAAGAAGGAUGUGAUGAAGAAGAAGAAAUUGAAGGAGGAAAACGUAGUUCUGUUUCUGAUGCCGAAGAUUUGAUAUCUGGGAGCUCUGAAGUAACUAAACCGAUCAUGAACGAAAUCGACACCGAUGGUGAUGGUGAAGGACAAGAUUCGUAUGACUCCGCAACACUAAUGGCUAUCUUGGAUGCAGCAACUAGUGCUAAUGGCUCAGGAGUACUCACUGUUGAUGACUCUAGUCAAAAACUAGCUCCUCAACAGACUUUAACUCCUUUAGAACUUAGAGUUGAAGAUGAACCCGAGGACAACUUAAGCGCGGAUGAAAAGAAGAAGAUCAAGAAGAUGCAACUCUUGAGAGUGAAUUUCUUGAGGCUUGUUCACAGACUUGGCAUUUCUCUUGAAGAUUCCGUGGUUAACAAAGUCUUAGACGGUUUGGUCCUUGCUUUUGGGGAACACAAUGGUUAUUUUGUUGCUCUUGAAUCAGCAAAGAGAAUGGCCUUGGAUCUUGAAGCUGAGAAGGAAAGUGACUUGGACUUCUGUUUGAACAUUCUGGUUCUUGGGAAAUCUGGAGUGGGAAAAAGCGCAACGAUCAACUUCAUUUUCGGCGAGAAGAAAGCUGCAAUCCACGCGUUUGAACCCGCCACUAAUUCUUUGAAAGAAAUUGUUGGAACAAUAGAAGGAGUCAAGAUCAAAAUCCUUGACACACCAGGUCUAAAAAUUCCUGCUAUUGAACAAGCUGCAAACCAAAAGAUACUAGCAGCUAUAAGUAAAUUCAUGAAGAAGUCCCCUCCGGAUGUCGUUCUUUAUGUCGAUCGAUUGGACACUGAAACCGGAGAUAACGAUCUUCCUAUGCUGAAAUCAAUCACUAAAUCUCUUGGCUCCGAAAUAUGGCAAAAGACUAUUGUCACUCUCACACAUUCAGCUUCUUCCCCUCCAGAUGGACCUUUAGGCUUACCCCUUAGCCACGACAUCUUUGUCGCGCGAAAAUCCCGCGCUGUUCUGCAGUCUAUCAGCAGGGCUGCUGGUAACAAGCAUUUGUUGAAUCCAAGUUUCAUGUGUCCCGUGGCUCUUGUUGAGAACUCUCCACUGUUCUCUCAAGAUUCUCUCAUGAGAUCCCAGUUGUUGCUCUUGUGCUACUCCAGAAAGGUCCUAUCAGAAGCGAGUUCCUUAUCACCGCUCGAAAUUUCCUCCGAUUGGAGAAAAUUUAUUGGGCUACCAGUGUCAUAUCUGCUCCCGUCUCAUCCUCAUCCAAAUCACGGUGAUACUUUCGACUCUUACAUCGAGUUUGGGGACUUGUGUGAUUCAGAAAGUGAAAAUGAAGAUGAGGAUGAGUAUGACAAGCUUCCUCCUUUCAGGCCUCUGCUGAAGUCUCAGGUUGCUAAGCUCAACAAGGAGCAAAGGAAAGCUUAUUUCGAGGAGUACGAUUAUCGCGUGAAGCUCUUCGAAAGGAAACAACGGAAAGAGGCUCUUAAAAGGCUGAGGGAAAUUAAGAACAAAGGGAAAGAUGGUGCAAAUGUUGGCCAUGAUAUUGGUGAUGAUGGUGAGGAGGGGGACGAAAAUUUUAAUCCAGCAGCUGAAUCGCUACCGCUUUCCUUUGAUGGAGAUGAUCACGCCUACAGAUACCGGUCUUUGGUGCCGGGGUCGAAGCUUCUUGUGGGGCCAGUUGUUCAAACUCAUGGUUGGGACCACGACUGCGGCUGGGACGGCGUUAGCAUGGAGAGGGAUUUCGCUGUUGCUGGUCGGUUACCAGCUGCAUUUCAUGUCCAGAUCACAAAGGAUAAGAAUGAGCUCAAUGUCCACUUGGAUUCCUCAAUCUCAUUGAAGCAUGGAGAGAAAGGCUCUACCUUGGCAAGACUAUAUGUUGAGACUUUUGGGACUCAGCUUGGUUACAUCCUAAGAGGCGAAACCAAAGUGAGAAGCUUCCUGGACGAAAAUGUGGCGGCAGGACUCAAAAUCGAGGACCAGAUUGCGGUGGGGAAGCGUCUGCUGUUGGCAGCAGGCGCUGGAGCUGUGCAGUAUAAUGGUGAGGCCGCGUGUGGGGCCAAUUUCGAGGUGCGCCUCAAGGAUGAGGAUUUCCCUGUAAGGCAGGAUGAACAAUCCAGUUUGGGGCUGUGUCUGAUGAAAUGGAGAGGUUGCAAGGCUCUAACAGCCGUUGUAGAGUCCCGAUUCGCCAUUGGAGGGAGCUCAAAAAUGGUGGUUAGUUUCGGAUUGAACAACGAGCGAAGGGGACGGAUUAGUAUCAAAACAAGCAGCUCAGAUCAGCUACAGAUAACACUGGCUGGAAUUCUUCCAGUUCUGGUUUCAAUCAUUGGAAGUAUCUGCUGUGGAUUUGGAGCCCAAAACUAG
Molecule: messenger RNA, 3282 nt
Organism: Morus notabilis
Lineage: Eukaryota; Viridiplantae; Streptophyta; Magnoliopsida; Rosales; Moraceae
Product: translocase of chloroplast 159, chloroplastic
Exons: 1
Coding region: 1-3282 (1093 amino acids)
Biological process (GO): protein targeting to chloroplast
Cellular component (GO): chloroplast outer membrane
Molecular function (GO): GTP binding; GTPase activity
Source: RefSeq, a predicted model, not a curated record